This is a messenger RNA of Durusdinium trenchii, 333 nucleotides long. NCBI's taxonomy places the organism in Eukaryota, Dinophyceae, Suessiales, Symbiodiniaceae. The record is from the annotation of a GenBank genome assembly.
AUGUCCUGCUGGCAUUUUUCUUGUGUCAACAUUUGGAAAAUUUUUGGUCCGGAGGAUUUGCUGAGAGUUCCCGAACUGGGGCGCCUGAUCCGCACUUGCAACCGUGAAGGUCGCUCUAAAACGCGCUCGGCUGUGAAAUCUUCAGGAACCUUCCGCCACGGCCAUCGCCUCAGCCGGAACUUUCCACCACGCCCAUCGCCUCAGCCAGAACAAGCUGAGGCGCUCGAAGCCGAGCGGGAAGCCAUCGUCACAUUGCAAAAACGGAUGAAAUGGACGUGCGCAGAACGAAACGGCCGGCCACUCAUUUGGCGCUGCAGACGCCGGCAAAGAUGA